AUGGACGUGGAAAUGCAGAUGGAGGCUCAUGGACUGCCGACACAGUUCAGUUCAACCUCAGAUCAGCCCGAGGAGUCUCAUAUCGCGGACAACCUGGCUGCGUCGAUAUCAAAUUCGGAAGCGACGGUGAAUCCAAGUCCAUCCAAACAGCCUGCCGUGGAUGCGCCUCAAUCAGAUCCAGUAAAAGCAGUGCCAGAGGCGGUAUCCGAGGUAGUUCCCGAGGUAGCUCCUGAGGCAGUGCCUCCAGCUCCUUCUGAAGAAGCACCAGCACCAGCAGCACUGCCUGCCACAAAUGGGAUUACAGACCAUGACGGUGAACGUGUCCAGCAACAUAUCAUUGUUCCCGACUCUCAACCUCCACCUCCGCUUGGCAACCCUUCUGCGACACCCCCAAUAACAACAUCAUCGGUAUCUGACUCUAACCUGACCGAAUCUUUUAUCCCCUCUUCCAUCCCUACCGAAAUUCAGUCCUCGGCCACGCCGUUGGAGCCAAGUCAGUCAGCCAUGGGUGUUUCGGAGCCUCCAGCAGUUCUGCCGGAGGCACCGGUAUCUGAUCUUCGAACUGCGCCUCAUUCAGACGCGCUCACGCCUGAAGCUGUCGCCAAGGUCGAGGCCCAAAAACACGGUCUCGACAAUUCCGCCGAUCUAGCUGCUCCUCUCAAACCAGAAAUCGCCACCUCAUUCCCAACUGCGCCGGUCGUAGUUCCAGCCGCCACAAAUAUUGGCCUUCCUUCCCCACCUGCGCAAUCACCCCCUCCAGCACCACAGCCGGGGCCUGCUUCGUUGCCUGAACAGAAACCCUUGGGUCAACCGGCAGAGCAACCGCCAGGAUCCACAGAGCCAACUCCUACAGUUGCCGAGCCCAGCGAGGAGCCCGCGCCGACGGCACCUGUUCCUGCUCCCGCUGAAACGGAGGAUCAAGUAAUGGCAGAUGUGUCGGCUCAACCAGUCAAACAGGUCCAUGAGCGCGACGAAGAUACUGAAGAGACCGAACAUAUUGUCAAGCGCGUCAAGACAGACGAACCUCGGCCACAGACCGAAGAGCCACAUUUCAAAGUCCCGGAUGUACCUGCACCCGCCCUGUCGUCACCAGCUACGGCCAACGGUGUACCCGAGACGUCUACGGCGGUCACGGAAGACGGCGAUGAUUCUGUCACUCCAGCGCGCUUGGCUCAUAUGAAGAAGGUGAUCUCAAAUUUGAAGAAGAGUAAUGCCUCUGGUCCUUUUAGACUUCCCGUGGAUUAUGUCGGGCUCAAUAUCCCCACGUAUCCUGAGGUCAUUAAGCACCCCAUGGACCUGGGUACAAUUGAUCAGCGAUUGAAGCGCAACGAGUACACAUCGGUGGCUACAUUUGUGGCCGACUUUGAGCUAAUCGUGAAAAACUGCUUCACCUUUAACGGUCCCGACCAUGGUGUUUCACAGCAGGCCAGGAAGAUGAAGGCAUCGUUUGAUGGCCAGAUGAGGAAUCUACCAAAAGCCAGCAUCGAAGAACCGUCCAAAGAGGUAAAGAAAGCAGCAACAAAGAAGCAAGAGCCAACGAGAACAGCACCUCCGCGACGACCGUCUGUGAGCACAUCCACGACCAAUGUCGGCGCAGCUAGUUCCCCCAGCUCCGCCGCCCCCCCAACUCCCGCUUUUGCACCCAACCCAGAUGGUAUGCCUCUUAUUCGGCGUGACUCAAGCUUGACCGAUGGCCGACCAAAGAGAGCCAUUGUUCCAACCAAGCGCAAUUCGGAGUUUGGAGGCGGCAGACCCAGGAAGAAGAAGUAUGAGUUGCAAUUGAAAUUCUGCGAUGAAGUUCUGAAAGAACUCAUGAACAACAAACACUGGCAGGCAAAUCAAUACUUCAUGUAUCCUGUGGAUCCCGUGGCUUUGAACAUUCCGACGUAUUUCCAGAUUAUCAAGAAACCAAUGGACCUGUCAACGGUCAAGACCAAACUCCAAAAUAACGCGUAUGAGAAGGCCAAGGACUUUGAGGAGGAUGUUCGUCUGAUCUUCAAAAAUUGCUACAAAUUCAAUCCCGAAGGCGACUUGGUCAACUCUUCCGGCCAUCAGUUGGAAGAUUUGUUCAACAAGAAAUGGGCGAGCAAAGAUGACUGGCUUGCUGCACGGGAGCCGCCGUCGGUCACACAGUCCGAUGUGGACGAAGAUGAAGAGGAAGAAGAGGAAAGCGAAGAUGACGGCGAGGGCGAUAGUGAGGAGGAGCGGAACGAGAAGAUCAAAAAGCUGCAAGCCCAGAUUGAGGAGAUGUCGAAGCAGAUGGGUGAACUGACGCAGAAGAAGGUCAAGAAAUCCAAGUCACCUCCGACGAAGAAAAAGGACAAGUCGAAAGCCAAGAAGGAGAAACCGGAAGCCGCGGUCUCCAAGCCGGGCAAAGACAAGAAGGAAAAGAAGAAACCGCAGCCCAAGAAACAAGAGAAAGAUCGAUACGUCACGUUCGCCGAGAAGCAGUACAUCUCCAACGGCAUAGCGAUGCUGCCGGAGAAACAGAUGCAGGAAGCGUUGCGCAUCAUCCAGCAGAGCGUUCCAUCCUUGGCGAACAGCGAUCAGAACGAGAUUGAGCUGGAUAUCGAGGAAGUCCCCAACAGUGCACUUCUGAAGUUGCUCGGCUUCGUCAAGAAGUACGCCGGUCCGCCUCCAGAUGAGCCGAAAGUGGAACACACGGAAGCCUACCAUGCGCCUGCCCAUCACAAGAGCAAGAAGAGCAAGCCUAUGAGCAAGCACGAGCAGGAAGCUCAGAUUGAGGAGCUCAAGGGCAAAUUGGGAGCUUACGCGGGACCAAUUUCUCCGAAUGCUGUACCUUCGAUAGAGACGGGCGAUAGUAGCGACGAUGACAACUCGGAAGAGAGCGAGGAGGAGUAG
This is a messenger RNA of Cladophialophora bantiana CBS 173.52, 2862 nucleotides long. RefSeq lists its product as uncharacterized. The transcript has 2 exons. The coding region runs from base 1 to 2862 and encodes 953 amino acids. NCBI's taxonomy places the organism in Eukaryota, Fungi, Ascomycota, Eurotiomycetes, Chaetothyriales, Herpotrichiellaceae. The record is from RefSeq and is a predicted model, not a curated record. Gene Ontology annotation, biological process: chromatin remodeling; regulation of DNA-templated transcription. Gene Ontology annotation, cellular component: chromatin; nucleus.